Solanum pennellii is the source of this 978-nucleotide messenger RNA. RefSeq names its product cyclin-dependent kinase inhibitor 7. The transcript has 4 exons. Lineage: Eukaryota; Viridiplantae; Streptophyta; Magnoliopsida; Solanales; Solanaceae. The record is from RefSeq and is a predicted model, not a curated record. Gene Ontology annotation, cellular component: nucleus. The coding region runs from base 36 to 689 and encodes 217 amino acids. Gene Ontology annotation, molecular function: cyclin-dependent protein serine/threonine kinase inhibitor activity. Gene Ontology annotation, biological process: negative regulation of cyclin-dependent protein serine/threonine kinase activity.
ACUCAUAUUUAUUCAUUCUAAUGUAAUGUAAAUACAUGAAAGCUACCAUGGGAGAGUUUCUUAAGAAAUGCGAGAAAAUCAAUGGUGGAAUGAAGGUGACGGAGCUUGGAAAUGGAGGUUUGAGAAUAAGAGAUAAUGAUGUGGAGGAGGAGGUUACGAGUAAUUGUUCUAUGAGCUCUUCAACUAAGAGAAGAAAAUUUGGUUCUGUUACAGACGUUGAUUUUAGUGAGAAUUCAGCUUCGCCGGCUACAUCUGUAACGUCUGUUCAUAUUCCGACGAAUUCGCAGUGUUCGAGUUGUUACGAGUCUGGUGAAGUUAUGAUGAAGAGUUUUUUGAAAUCGUUAGAUCUGAAGGCCGAGAAAUUCGGAACGGACAAUUCGGCUUCUUUUAACGGCGGUUUCAGUGAAAAUUUCAAGCCAAUUGAUCAACCGAAUCCACCUAGUGAGCAUUGCGGAGACUCGGAAGAUAUGGAGUCAUCAUCCACGACAACCAAAAAAUCCUCUUCGUCUGCCAGUGCUCCCAGGAAACAGCUGUCUGCGUCGAAGGUUCCACCAGAAGCGGAGAUCGAAGAAUUCUUUUCAGCAGCGGAAAAGCGUGAACAAAAAAGAUUCGCAGAAAAGUACAAUUACGAUAUCGUGAAGGACGCUCCGUUAGAGGGACGUUACCAGUGGGUUAGUUUGAAGCCUUGAAGAAUAAAUGAAUGAAGAAAAAUAGAGAUGAGAGUACAAUUGCUGAAGGGGCGGAAUCCAAUACUCUGAUCCUUUUAAAUUUCUUUCCAUUUCUAGUUUUAGAUCAGCAUUUACUAUUUACUAUUUCAGCUUAGUUUAGCUUUAUCGGUGUACAGCCAUUCGUCUUUCCAUAUUUGUGUAAAGAAGCUAUUUAUGUGAAGCCUUGUUGGUUUUAGUAGUGCUAUAACUGAACCUUGUUUCUGCAAUUUUGCAACCUUCCUCAUCAAUAGGAACUAUCUGCAUUAAAAAA